AUGGCGUGUUGCGCUGCACGGGUUUGGAGUGAAUUCUUGUACCAGCGGUUAAGUAUAGUGGUGUUGGGUUCAACAGAAGCUCAGUGGGAAGCACUGAUGGAUGUGACAACGGAAUUUCGACCUGGGAAAUAUGCGAUUGUGACAAUUCAAAAGGAGCCAGUGAACUCUAUGGACUAUGCGCUGUGGAGCAAGUUGCUUGAUGUGCUUGAUGCACUUGAAAAUGACCAAAGUGUCCGAGGGGCUGUCUUCCUUUCGGGUCUCAAGAAGAACAUCUUCACAGCAGGCAAUGACAUCAGAGAACUUUAUGCUCCCAAGACGUCGCUGGAAAGAUACAAGCGAUUCUGGGUCACACAAAACGUGUUCCUGGCACGGUUGUACCGCUCACGCCUUAUGACAGUUGCAGCAAUCAGAGGCGCAUGCCCCGCUGGUGGCUGUGUGCUGUCAUUGUGCUGCGAUCAUCGUGUGAUGACAGACUUUGGAACAAUAGGCUUGAACGAGGUGGCACUAGGGAUUCCUGUUCCCACCUUGUGGGCAAAGAUGAUGUCGCACACCCUUGGCACUGGGGUUGCCUAUGGCCUACUGCAUGAGGCAAAACUGCUGAGCCCACAGCAGGCUCUCUCUGUUGGGCUCGUUGAUGAGAUAGUCAGCAAGGAGGAGCUUCAGGCCCGAGCUGAAGCCUGGCUGCAGAAAAUGCUCCAACUUCCAGACGAUGGGAGGGCUGUGACAAAGUUAAGAAUGCGCAAAGAGCUGUCGAUGGAACUUGAGGAUGGUGCAGAGGCAGAGGCAGAAGAAGCUUGGACGUAUUUGGAGCAACCACAGAUUGUCAAAGUGUUGGGUGCUGUGCUGCAGCGGUUGUCAGGGGGGCGGGCUCGGCUGUGA
Messenger RNA from Ostreobium quekettii, 879 nucleotides. NCBI's taxonomy places the organism in Eukaryota, Viridiplantae, Chlorophyta, Ulvophyceae, Bryopsidales, Ostreobiaceae. The record is from the annotation of a GenBank genome assembly.